This is a messenger RNA of Lampris incognitus (smalleye Pacific opah), 2967 nucleotides long. It is a transcript of the gene tmem8b, whose product is annotated as transmembrane protein 8B. The record is from RefSeq and is a predicted model, not a curated record. The coding region runs from base 1 to 2967 and encodes 988 amino acids. Gene Ontology annotation, cellular component: plasma membrane. NCBI's taxonomy places the organism in Eukaryota, Metazoa, Chordata, Actinopteri, Lampriformes, Lampridae. The transcript is spliced from 13 exons.
AUGCAGGGCAUCUUACUGGUCAGACCAGAGAGGGUGCAGGCGUUAACCUGGUUUGACUGGUGUAAGGGGAAAGCUGCAUACUUCCGACUCAUCUGCGAUGAUGUUGAGGUUCAUGUGGAGGUUCAUGUGGAGGUUCACGUGGAGGUUCAUGUGGAGGUUCGCGUGGAGGUUCACGUGGAGGUUCGCGUGGAGGUUCGCGUGGAGGUUCACGUGGAGGUUCACGUGGAGGUUCACGUGGAGGGCCAUGUGGAGGUUCAUGUGGAGGUUCACGUGGAGGUUCACGUGGAGGGUCACGUGGAGGUUCACGUGGAGGUUCACGUGGAGGGCCAUGUGGAGGUUCAUGUGGAGGUUCACGUGGAGGGCCAUGUGGAGGUUCAUGUGGAGGUUCACGUGGAGGUUCACGUGGAGGGUCACGUGGAGGUUCACGUGGAGGUUCACGUGGAGGGCCACGUGGAGGUUCAUGUGGAGGUUCACGUGGAGGUUCACGUGGAGGGUCAUGUGGAGGUUCACGUGGAGGUUCACGUGGAGGGCCAUGUGGAGGGCCAUGUGGAGGGCCAGGAAUACAGGUCGUGGCACUGUGGUAUAAAUGAACUCCUGUCGGUUCUUGUCAUCUGGUUGUUUGUCAAGAUUUUCAACUCUUACUGCCUUUUUGUGACUGAUUAUUUCACCCGCACGCCUCGUAAGCUGAACGCUUUCAACUCCUUCGCCAGCGUGGAGCUGUUCCACUUCAAUGUGCCUGACGACACCAUGAUGGCCGUAUGGAACCUCAUCACCUUCAAGGAGCAAGGGGGCACCUUCGGAGACAGCUGCCCCGACCGCAACGUGACCGUGUACUUCAGGUCCGGGGCGCCUCCUGUAAUCAACCCCCUGUACACCCACUUUCCUCGGGAUACAGUUGUCCCAGGGUCCUUCGCCGUCACCCUGACCUGGACUCUUCCGAACCGAACCACAGGAGCGUUCAACGUGACAAGCCCGCUCCCCGGAGACUGGUUCCUGGCUGCACAUCUACCCAAGGAUGAAGGGAAGAUCUCAGUCAAGGGUUUAUAUGAAGAAUGCCAGUAUCUAUUCCAACCUCAGCUCAUUGUCCAGAGGCUUAUUGGGAUUUCAGUCCUCUAUCCUGGAUACUUUAUCGACCAGAUGAUCCCCAUCCACAACAGAUCUGCACUGUAUAAAGUGUUUAUUCCCAGCUAUACUUCCAAGGUCAAGGUUCAGCUGGUGAACUGCAGUACCAAGAACAAGAGCAGCAACAGCUGCCCCGUGGUUCUGAAGAUAAGGGCGCGGGCGCCACCCAUACACAACUCAAGUGCCCUCGACUGUCGGGAGUGGAACCCGUGUGAACUCGACAUGCUGCCCCCUGCCUGGGAGCAGUGGUACUACAUCCUUGUGGACCGAUACCUCAGCAACUCAGAUGUCUACUUUCGCAUUGGUGUUCAGGUCAAAGAUUGCUCCAAGUCCAGCCUGUCAAAGGAUCAGGCCGCACCCAGCUCGUCCCUGAACAUGCCCCAGUCUUUCGGCACGGCCAUGGGCUUCUCCCUGGCCGAGACCCUCCCGGCGGCGGACCUGCCCGGCCUCUCAGCCAACGCCAGUCACCUGCACAUGCUGCGGGAGAGCAUCACGUACCUGGCGCCCACGGCCGACGCUAACAAGUGCUGGCCCAUCCGUCCUACCCUGCGCAACGAACUGGACACCUUCUCCGUGCACUUCUACGUCUUCUUCGGGCCCAACAUAUCCGUCCCGCCCGACAGAGCCGCCGUGUUCGCCAUCAACCUGAUGCCUGUACUGGACAGCGGAGGUGUCCUGAACAUGGAGCUCAAGCUCAAUUUGUCUACCGUAAAAGGAGCUAAUGUCACAGUGUUUGGCUGCCUGAACCAUGGAAUACCUCUUUUCCUGCAUGAAAAUUCAUCACUGAAAUGUCAGUCAGAAACGUUGACCGGCUUUCGUCUCCUGGUAAACGCCUCCACCAACAUCACCAAGCUGAGGAUUCCCUAUCCGCAGACGGGCACAUGGUACCUCAGCCUGCGGUCUCUGUGUGCCAGCGAGGACAGGUUCGAGCCCUGCACCAACGUCACGGCUGAAGUGUACCUGCGGUCCUACCUGACUCCCUGCAUCAACGACUGUGGGACAUACGGACAGUGCAAGCUGCUGCGCACCAACAACUAUCUCUACGCUGCGUGUGAAUGCAAAGCAGGCUGGGACGGAUGGGGGUGCACAGACAAUUCGGAGGCGUAUUCCUACGGCUUCCAGCUCCUCUCCACCCUGCUGCUGUGUCUCAGCAACCUGAUGUUCGUCCCGCCGGUGGCCAUCGCCGUCCGCAGCCAUUACCUCCUGGAGGCCUCGGUCUACAUCUUCACCAUGUUCUUCUCCACCUUUUACCAUGCGUGCGACCAGCCGGGGAUCGUGGUGUUCUGCAUCAUGGAGUAUGACGUCCUGCAGUUCUGCGACUUCCUCGGCUCCCUCAUGUCGGUGUGGGUCACCGUCAUCGCCAUGGCCAGGCUCAAGUCCAUCAUCAAGCAGGUUCUCUACCUACUGGGGGCUAUGUCUCUGUCCAUGGCUUUGCAACUGGACCGUCAUGGCUUGUGGAACCUGCUUGGACCCAGCCUCUUCGCCCUGGGCAUUAUGGCCAUGGCCUGGACUGUGCGCACCAUUCGUCGACGGCAGUGCUACCCGCCCACAUGGAAGCGCUGGGUUUUCUUCCUCUUCCCGGGCACCAUGAUCGCCACGUCGGCGGUGGCCCUGUACGCCUUCGUGGAAACGGAGGAGAACUACUUCUACAUCCACAGCAUCUGGCACAUGCUGAUCGCAGGGAGCGUUGGCUUCCUGCUGCCGCCGCGCGCCAAGCCCGACGCCAAGGUGACGCCGCUGAAGCGCCGGCGGGGCUGUGGCUACCAGCUGUGCGUGAACGAGCACGAGGAGAUGGGCCUGGUGGACCCGGCCAUCAUCUCCAUCAACAGCAUCUGUACCAGCUGA